AUGGAUGUAGACCCUCUACAAGACACUGUGCCAUCUCGCUAUGCGAUCGAAUCCGAUGAAGAAGAUGAAUUUAAUCCUCUACAACUCCGCCCAUCGCAGGACGUCUCAGAACCUGUGAGCAUCAAGAUGGUUGGCAGUGUAUCGACGGCCGGAAAGCUCAUCGUUGCUUCUGGAGAUGCGGGAAGGAUUUGGGCACGUGGAGCCAAUCUGGGAGAGCAGACAGGCGCUGUUUACGUGAAUGAUAUCUCAAUGGGCCUCUGUUUCAAUCCAAAAUGGACAAGUGCUACAAUAAUCAUAUCAGAAGUCACGACUAGAUUGCCAAUAUGGGCGAUGAACGAAUACGGGAAGCAAAUCCUCGAAACGCUCAGGCCUUCAAGGGUUUCCCUGUUGGACAUAUAUCCUGUGCCUUCAUAUAUAACUUCCGAGCCGCUGACUUUCCAAAAUGCGCCCAUUCGGUACCUCUCCACUACUAACGUGGAUCCUGUCAUUGCACCAAAGUUCUCUCCGCCCAAUCUCAUCUCCUCUACCUCAGCUGCCUUCAUGGCAAACCUGUCAAUCUCCAAAGUCCAAGGCGUCUUGCUUGUUCUGCCCUACCCACGGAUACCUGCUCCAGCGCCCAGAAAGCUCUCUCCGUCAAAUAUCGAGCAGCUUUCAGAUGACUUUGCACCCUGGAACGAGGACACCAUGUCUACUGCACAGACCUUGCUGUUCAAGGCUAUCGAUGAGAAAGCCCCAGACGCAUGGGUAAACAAGUCUUCGAAGGGAACCACCAUUCACACUACCAAAAGACAGAAAGGCGACAUCGGCGAAGGGGGGAUGUACAUCUAA
Molecule: messenger RNA, 828 nt
Organism: Desarmillaria tabescens
Lineage: Eukaryota; Fungi; Basidiomycota; Agaricomycetes; Agaricales; Physalacriaceae
Exons: 5
Coding region: 1-828 (275 amino acids)
Source: RefSeq, a predicted model, not a curated record